UCCUUUUCCGUCACCGUCACCCGGAAAUACAGAAUGAUCACAUGGGUGCAGCACAGAGGCCGGCGCUUCCUGGUCACGUGCCGGAAGUCAGUGCUCUGGGUGCGGCGAGUGACUGGACUGGUCCCCUUUUUCUAAAAUGGCUUCAUUGCUGCAAUCCGAGCGGGUCUCUUACUUAGUUCGUGGCGAGAAGGAGAUUCGCGCGCCGCUCUCGCAGCUCUAUUUCUGCCGUUACUGUAGCGAGCUCCGUUCCCUCGAAUGCGUCUCUCAUGAGGUGGAUUCUCACUAUUGUCCCAGUUGCUUGGAAAAUAUGCCAUCAGCUGAAGCCAAGCUGAAGAAAAACAGGUGUGCUAACUGUUUUGACUGCCCAUGCUGCAUGCAUACCCUUUCCACCCGUGCAACAAGCAUUCCUGCUCCACUGCCUGAUGAUCCAGCUAAGACUACAAUGAAGAAAGCUUAUUAUCUGGCCUGUGGCUUUUGCCGCUGGACAUCCAGAGAUGUUGGCAUGGCAGAUAAAUCAGUUGCCAGUGGAGGUUGGCAGGAGCCAGAGAAUCCUCAUACUCAGAAGAUCAAUAAGUUAGUUGAGUACUAUCAACAGCUGGCUCAGAAGGAGAAGAUGGAAAGAGAUCGUAAAAAGCUGGUUCGGCGCCGCCCCUACAUGCCACUGGCUUUUUCGCAACACACUAUACAUGUAGUGGACAAAUAUGGCCUUGGAACCAGGCUCCAGCGUCAGAGGCCUGGAGCACCAAUCAGUGCACUUGCUGGACUGUCGCUAAAAGAAGGAGAGGACCAGAAGGAGAUAAAAAUUGAACCGGCCCAGGCUGUGGAUGAAGUGGAACCUCUGCCUGAGGAUUAUUAUACAAGACCAAUCAAUUUAACAGAAGUGACAACCUUGCGGCAGCGCCUCCUGCAGCCAGACUUCCAGCCCAUCUGUGCUUCUCAGCUUUACCCGCGUCAUAAGCACCUGCUGAUCAAACGCUCGUUACGGUGCAGGAAAUGUGAACACAAUUUGAGUAAACCAGAGUUCAAUCCUACAUCCAUCAAAUUCAAAAUCCAGCUAGUAGCUGUCAACUACAUCCCUGAAGUGAGAAUCAUGUCUAUUCCAAAUCUGCGCUACAUGAAGGAGAGUCAAGUUCUUCUAACUCUAACUAAUCCAGUGGAAAAUCUUACCCAUGUGACAUUGAAAGAAUGUGAGGAAGGUGAUCCUGAUGACAUCAAUAGUACUGCUAAGGUGGUGGUUCCUUCCAAGGAGUUAAUUCUGGCUGGCAAAGAUGCAGCGGCAGAAUAUGAUGAGUUGGCAGAGCCUCAGGAUUUUCAGGAUGACCCUGACAUUAUAGCAUUUCGGAAGGCUAACAAGGUUGGAGUAUUCAUCAAGGUUACUCCACAGAAAGAAGAGGGAGAAGUUACUGUGAGUUUUAAGAUGAAACAUGAAUUUAAAAAUCUUGCUGCUCCAAUUCGGCCCACGGAGGAAGGUGAUCAGAGCUGUGAAGUCAUCUGGCUCACUCACCAUGUGGAGCUCCGGCUGGGCCCUCUGCUUCCAUGAAGACUGUCAGUAUUUGGAUCCUGAAAAAUGGCCACGUACUGUACCAUGUCACUGUUGUAGAAGAAUGUGUCCCAAAUAAAUGUUGAAGGCACUGGUUCAUAGACCUUCCUUUGGAUGAGAACGCACACCACAGGUAUCAGCCAAAAGUGGUAGAGGUAGAAUUAAAAGAGGGAGAGCCGUGCCUCUGAAUGAUGUUCCUCUGCUUCCCUCUUUGCAAUACCUACUAAGAUGGUUUUCUGACUUUACACCUCAUGCUCCAUCAGCUUUACAGCACAAAACUCAAUGUACACACUUGUGGCCAUCUAUGUACUUGCAUUAUGUUUUGAUCAAAUCACAUGAGAUUUCUUAGCAAAACUGUGUCAAUUUCAUAAAGCUAGAAUUAGAGAAAGCCAAAAUCUCUUUCUAGCAGGUGGAGUUGACAGGACAGAUUUAUUCCAAGGCUGCAGUAGCAUCUUCUUGUAAUGCAACUCAGCAGCAGGAUAUGCUCUUGCUUACCGUCUUCUGUUUCAGUGUUUGAGGAACAAUUUACUGUCCUGUACAGUUUACUAAGGAAAAGCAGUUCUGAAAAAGGCACUUUUUUGUGCACCCUCGGUAUUCUGCAGUUUGGAGGCUUAAUGUUUUUGCCGCUCUUAAGCUGGGAGGUGCGGGUUUGAAGUGAAAACAUGUUACAGGGCAGUCAGUAAGUGAGACUGCUGCUGUGGAUGUCUUAUUGAAGCUACAGGGGGUGCUGCAAGGAGAUUGGAACAGGAGGCACUUGUUUGUGUUCAUAAAAUUAUUCCUUUAAAAAUAAUGUAUGAACCAAAGAUAUUUGAAGCUUUUUGAUAGGUGAGAUCACUUUUGGUAUGUGUGUUUCAAUCUAACACUAUGUAAGAAAGCAGCAACCAUCACCCGCUGUGCAUUUUCCCACUAUAUGUACUCAAGACCACACCAUUAUAAGCAUGGCUUUCUGAUCAGCAAAUUAAGUGAAUAAAUUGUUAUAAUCUACAAAAUGGCCAAGGCUUGGCUCUGUAUUUUGAUUGGUAACCCUAAAAUCAGUAUUGCCAUGCUGUCCGCUCAGAAAUUUUUUCAACACAUGCAUGUAAGUUAAUUUUUUUUCUUUGCUAGAGUGCAGGGAAGAAAUGCACAGUGGUUUAGGGUUUUUUGAACCAGAUGGUUCUAGAAAUAAGCAACAGAUGCAAGUAUUAUGAAUUGAGGGUUUGAUGUGUAGCCUGAAGCAAACGGGAAAAAGAAGAUCUCAUGACUAAAAAUCUUGGCAACAGGACUAAAUUCCAAUGUGACUGUAUGCAAUACUGUAGACAUAGAAAAGAGGGUAUGCUUAUUUCAAGUUCAGGCAAACUGUUCAUUUAAGUACAUAAUUGGAGGCACACUAAAUAGAAAUGGUUGGAAAAGUGCUUUUGUAGAUUGCAGAUUGUACAGAGGUGUAUUUUAAAAUGAUCUGCAUUUGUCUGGCAGCAUUUGGGUGAAGGUUGCGCCUUAUUUUCUAGUCUGUGCAAUGGAUGGUUAAAAAAACCUUAAUGUUUACAGGGCGGCAGCAUCUGUAUAAUGUAAAGCAUGAGAUUUAGAAGUCUAGCUAGUGUUUACGCUUAAAUGUGUAGUGUUAGUGUCUGCUGUCCUCAGUUUAUAAACCAAAUUCAAAUAAUCCCUGGUUUAACCUCCUCAAGCCACUUCUUGGCUAAGUAAUAUUUUGAAAGUUGAAGGUGAUAAGAGCUGAGAUGUUGCUGUGCUGAUAAAAUUAAUAGUCCUGCUCAUAAUGUGUAUAGGAUAUAUUUUGGAAACCAUAAGGGCUGGUUCAAAAAUUGAAUAGUAUACUAGAUUUUAACAACGUAGUCAAGGGAUUUGUUUUUCUUGUUUAAUCUUACAAAACAUAGGAAUAGCAUAGGAAUAACUGUUGGUAUGUAUUCCUCGUAAUUUUGCUGAAACAUCUCACUGGUUCUUUGUGAGGACACUGGAAGCACUCUGCCUUACUGCUUAAUGUAGUGAACUUGGAAAUAAAGAAGCAGACAGA
Messenger RNA from Heteronotia binoei (common prickly gecko), 3545 nucleotides. It is a transcript of the gene DCTN4, whose product is annotated as dynactin subunit 4. The transcript is spliced from 14 exons. The coding region runs from base 137 to 1540 and encodes 467 amino acids. Lineage: Eukaryota; Metazoa; Chordata; Lepidosauria; Squamata; Gekkonidae. Gene Ontology annotation, cellular component: dynactin complex. The record is from RefSeq and is a predicted model, not a curated record.